AUGGAGAAGGUGGUUGCUUGUCCAUACAAAAAGCCAAAUGCUCUCUGUAGGCUGAUUUGCUUUCCGUGGGCCGGAGGUGGAACCUCUCAGUUUGCUCAAUGGGGCAAACUCUUCAGCAGCUCAAUUGAAGUGUCCUCUGUAAGGCUUCCCGGGAGAGAAUCUCGUUUUAAGGAGCCUUUUGCAAAAGACAUGACCACCGUAGUUAAUGAAAUUACAAGUGUUUUGUUAGAAAACUUGCAAGAAAAACCAUUUGCAUUUUUUGGUCACAGCUUUGGAUCUUAUAUUAGUUUUGCAGUUGCGCUACAGUUGAAAGAAAAGUAUGGACUAGAGCCGAUCCAUCUUUUUGCGUCGGGGGCACAUGCCCCAAACUCUGAAGCGUUUCGUACCAUCAAAAGCAUACCCAUAUGUGAUACAGAAGAUGAAGAAAUUCUUACACAGAUAGAGAUUUUUGGAGGAACUCCUUCUACGCUUCUGCAGAAUGAAGACAGCAAGAAAGAUCUGCUGCUGGUUUUCAGAGAAGACCUUCGAGUUCUUCAGACAUUUUCUUUUGAGAAGGCAGACAGGAAUAUCCCUUUCUCUUGUGAUAUUACCUGCUUUAAUGGGUCCGAAGAUAAACCACAUGAUUUAGAAGCCUGGCACAGUCUAACAAGUGGAGACACUUCCUUUUACAACCUUCCUGGAGGUCACUUUUAUCUGCUGGAACCUUCUAAUGCCAUUUUCUUGACAAAACACAUAACGAGAUGUAUAGAAAAUGCCGAUCUGUGA
Messenger RNA from Eurypyga helias (sunbittern), 765 nucleotides. It is a transcript of the gene OLAH, whose product is annotated as oleoyl-ACP hydrolase. Bases 1 to 765 code for a protein of 254 amino acids. The record is from RefSeq and is a predicted model, not a curated record. NCBI's taxonomy places the organism in Eukaryota, Metazoa, Chordata, Aves, Eurypygiformes, Eurypygidae. The transcript is spliced from 6 exons. Gene Ontology annotation, biological process: lipid biosynthetic process.